AUGACCUCAAUUAUUCAACCGUCAACACAAUCCUCGUCUUUUUUAUCGUUAUCAUUUGAACCACAUGUCCGAAGUAAAGUUUUACCAUUAUUGUCACCACAACAAAUACACAGAUCAAAGAAUACUCGGCAUGUUAUCAAUUGUAACCAUUUAUGCCACAAAUCUUCAGCGGAUGGGAACUUAUUGAAUAAUAUGACACAUCCACAUGUAGUUAAACAUCAUUUGUCUUGUAAACCAGAGGCUACUCCGACUAAUAUUCCAAAGACAUUACUUUUAUCUCCACCACUACCAAUACGUCGUAGACCCUGUGAUUCACUAACAUCACAUCGUUGUUCAAGAGGUUCAACUAGUCGAUCAUUAUCUUCGGAUCAUUGUGAACGCAAUCAUUCAACUUUAGAUGAUGAAUACUUCCAAACAAAAACUUCUUUUCAGUCAUUAAAUUCAACUACAAAUAAAUUAAUCAAAUCGCAAUCACCUCCAAUGAGAUUGAAAAAGUCUUCACAUUUUAUAUCAUUAACUAAAAACAAUGAAUUUAAUUCAGAUGAUUUAUUAUGUACUAAAAAUGAUGCAAAUCAUCACCAGGUUGCUAAUCAAUUAAAUAAAGAAGAAUUUUCACGUCUUGCUGUUGGUUUUCGAUGGAAUUACAUUUUUGUAAAAUUAUCUAAUUGGUUUCAACGUGUACAUACAAUAAAUUAUUCAAGAACAUCAUCAGAUCGUGUAUCAUCUUCCAUACCGAUACAUAAUAAUAAAUCUGCCUCUAUUUCAAAUUCUUAUCGUUAUCAAGUAAGAAAAUUUGAACCGAUUAGAUCACGAAGUCAAUCAGAUGAAAAAUCUGGCAAAAUUAAAUCUAACCUACAUAAUAAUGAUCAUUUUUGUAGUGAUUCUAAAACAAAAAUACAAUUAUCAAGUGAAAUUAAUAAUUCUAAUCGAAAUAUUUUAUCAUCAAAUAUUGAAUGUAUAAACAAUUUGAAAAAGGGAAGUUUACCAUUCUUUUCAUCAUCAUUAAUAUCUAAUGAGAAAUCAGUUGAAAAUUUAAUAGGUUUUUGUCAUACUGAUCAAUCUCCUAUAGUUUCCAAUAAUAAUUCUUGCAGUUCAAUUAUUUCUCUCAAUGAUUUAACAUACAGUAAAUUUCAUGAAAUCUCACCAAAAUAUAGUGAUAUAAAUUGUUUUUGUACUCAAAGUUGUCCAAUAAAUUCACAUCAAUUAAAUGAACUACAUCUUGAUAAUGAGAUAUCAUUUACAUCAUGUGUAUCUGAUUGUUGUUUUUGUCAAAGAUACCUCAAUUAUUGCGAUCAUAAUCGGUUAGUUUCAUUUUCUUCUAAUAAUCAAUAUGAACAAGAUGAUCGAAUUGUACAAUCAUCACAUUAUCAUGAUCUAAAACAACAGUAUUACCACCAUUAUUAUUCUUGUCAACAUCAUCACCAUUAUCAUCAUCAUCAUCAUCAUCGUCGACUACAACAUCAUCAUCAUUUAAGUCAUGAUUUCAAUCAACGUCAUAUAAAGUUCACGAAUAAUCAACACACAACAAAUACAUGUUGUACAAAUUAUCCAAAACAAAACAAAGCUGUAAGAAAUUUUCAUUUGAAUUUAGAAAACCAAUAUACUACUAUUGGUCAACUAGAUCAAAUGAGAUCUGAUUGUAGGAAAAUAUCUCCAUCGGAUAAUAAGAAAAUUGAUUGUUCAUCACCUGUUAUCACUUUACAGUGUUUAAAUUUUACAGGAAAACAAUCAAAUAGAUUAGACGAUAAUAUUGGCAAUGUAACAAGUGUAGAUAAUAAUAAUAAUAAUAAUAAUAAUAAUAAUAAUAAUAAUAAUAAUAAUAAUAAUAAUACAAUAGAUAAUGAGCAUUCAAUCAAUACAAGAAAUAUCUCAUCAUGUUCCAUAGAUUAUCAUCAUAUUCAAACGCUUGUACAAAAUCCUGAGCAUGACGUUGUUGAGCAUAUGAAUGAAGGUGACAAAAUUGUUAAAUGUACAAACUCAGAAAUUAUAUGUUCAAAUUUAGUUAAUGGUAAAUCUUUUGAUAAAAAAGUACAUUCGACGAAUAUUUCAAAACCUGAUAUUACUACUACUACUGCUAAUACAUUUCUUCAUCAAAAGUUUGUAACAGAUUUGAUACUUUUAAAACGCAUUGGUUGGUACUGGGGUCCGUUGACAGUGGAUGAAGCUGAAUUGCUAUUAAAAAACUGCACAGAUGGAACUUUUCUUGUACGUGACAGUAGUCAUGAUUCAUAUAUUUUAAGUGUCAGUUUUCGCUCUGGUGGUCAAAUUUAUCAUACAAGGAUUGAACAUCUGGCUGGUAAAUUUAGCCUGGCUCUGUUAAAUGAUUUAAAUGACAAUGUUUCAUCAAGUGUAGCUGAAUGUAUUGAACGUGUAAUGGUUGAUUCUUUUCAAGAUCGUAUGCAUUUUUUACCAACUCUUGAUGACUCUUCACCAUCUAUUAAUAUUAAUACCAGUGUACAGUUUAUUAAUAAUGAUCAACAUCAAUCUGACCAACAUCGGCAACUUCAACAAUUUAAUAAUAAUAAUAAUACAUCACAACCAUUCGAAUCCACACGCCGUUCUACCUCUACUACACAUAUUAAAGCUUCUUUAAUUCAUCCAUUGUCACGUUUUUUAAUUGUUCCAUCAUUAGUACAUUUAUGUCGUUUUGAAUUGCUAUUACAUGUUCGACAUGAUCAUAUUGAUUUAUUACCAUUACCACCGCAUAUAUUACGUUAUUUAAAAGAAAGUCAAUAUUAUGCAGAAUUUAUUCCAGCUUAUUUAGAAUUAUUAACCAAUAUGAAUAGUAAUAAUGAUAAAGUUUAAUCAUAAUUCUAAUAAUAAUAAUAAUAAUAA
Schistosoma bovis is the source of this 2835-nucleotide messenger RNA. The record is from the annotation of a GenBank genome assembly. Lineage: Eukaryota; Metazoa; Platyhelminthes; Trematoda; Strigeidida; Schistosomatidae.